Molecule: messenger RNA, 821 nt
Organism: Panicum virgatum (switchgrass)
Lineage: Eukaryota; Viridiplantae; Streptophyta; Magnoliopsida; Poales; Poaceae
Product: protein NOI4-like
Exons: 4
Coding region: 302-562 (86 amino acids)
Source: RefSeq, a predicted model, not a curated record
GAGGAGAGAAAUACUCCCUCCACUCGGGGGUAGUACAAGUUCUCUCCCUUCCUUUCCACCUCGAUUCGUCUCCGCUCUUAUCCCCCGCGGCGCCCCUGCCUUUCCUCUUCGUCUCCGCCGCCGCCGUCGUCGCCUCCCACCCGCGAGCGCGCCACUUUCCCGGCGGAUCGGGACCUCUGCUCGGCGCGGUCCAUCCAUGGCGAUGCUGAGAUGUAAAUUGGAAUUGACGGAGAUGGGUGCAUGAUUUUGGAAGGAGCUUCUGUUCACUGAAUGUGUGCAGAGAUAGACCUUUUAUUCCCACAUGCUGAACCUUGCAGAAUUAGGGGAGGAAUCAGGUCGCCCCUUGCCUAAGUUCGGUGAAUGGGACGUGAACGACCCAGCUUCCGCUGAUGGAUUCACAGUGAUAUUCAACAAAGCCAGAGAUGAGAAGAAGGGUGGCAAUGGACAGGAGACUGAUUCUCCUUCCAAGGACACCAGGACCGAGAGGGUGGAAUCUUACGCUGCCAAGCCGAACUCGAAGAAAUGGUUUUGCUGUGUGACAGCCAGCCCCACACAAUCCUGAGGAAGACGAUCUCACCCGCUCGCGGGAAUACUGCCCCUUUAAUUUUUCCAUACAUACUAUCCAUAAGACAGUGUAGAGGUGCCCAGCGCUCUCCGGGCUCCAGGAUGGGUACCUCGUAAAACUCUGGAGUGCGUGUAUGUAUGUGUGUGUGAGGGUUGUCGGCACAAAUUUGAAAAGUGGACUUCUGAGUUCUGAUUGUAAUUGUAGUCACCGUCUGUCUUAUAUUUGUUGGUCUCGCUGCCUGAGGCUGACUGCCUGA